Molecule: messenger RNA, 4351 nt
Organism: Chanos chanos (milkfish)
Lineage: Eukaryota; Metazoa; Chordata; Actinopteri; Gonorynchiformes; Chanidae
Gene: hipk3a
Product: homeodomain interacting protein kinase 3a
Exons: 16
Coding region: 249-4124 (1291 amino acids)
Biological process (GO): peptidyl-threonine phosphorylation; peptidyl-serine phosphorylation
Cellular component (GO): PML body; nucleus; cytoplasm
Molecular function (GO): ATP binding; protein serine/threonine kinase activity; protein tyrosine kinase activity
Source: RefSeq, a predicted model, not a curated record
UGGGAACUGUUAGCUUGGUAGUUUGACGAAAGUAUGGGCUUUAUUGCCCUCGAAAUGACGGAUAGAACAGCUUUUUCUAAAAGUAUACGUGUUUAAACACUCCGUUGACUUGUUUAUAUGGUUAUUAAUGGCUUAGUACGUAAGUUACAUGGAGUUUAAAAUGAGGGAGAUCGUGGUCUCUUCGUCAGCGAUAUCUCCCCAGUUGUCCAGCCAAAGGACAAGAUGGCAGCUUAGCAAGCAGUCUGAGCAUGGUGUGGGCACAUAUUAACUCCCUAACAUGUUCAGAGAAGCCUUGGAUUCAUACCAUUUUUCCUGGCUGUGAAGGUAUGGCCUCACAGGUUUGGGUCUGCCCACCACAUGUUUAUCAACCGCAGACAAGUGCCUUUUGCAGUGUGAAGAAAGUUAAAGUCGAGCCCAGUGCCUGUGCCUCCCGUGAGAAGAUCCCACGCACCUAUGUGGUCGGUGUGAAUCUAGGCAUUGCACACCCUACCAAUAUUGUCCCCUCAUCAAAGACGGAAACAUUGGUGACUCGGAGGCCUCGUGGUGAGCGGGACCCUUCAGUAAAAGCGGCAUCUCUGAGAUCUGCACAUUACGAGCAGCCAGAGAACGCGUCAGAGCUCCAGGACAGAAUAGUCCCUCCGCUGGACAGUCGUGUUGAAACAUUUGGUGCUCGGGAGAAGAAGUCUGGAGUGACAGUGGUGGUUGAAGUCAGAGGAAACGGUGGACAGAGGAGCCAGAACAGUACAGAGGGAGGAGGAAGAGGUGGAGGAGGAGGAGGAGGAGAGACAGGGGGGGAAGAGGAGGAAAACGAGAAAGGAGAAAGUUUGAAUUCUGUUGACGGGCCCCAGCAAUGUGGGUUUAAACGCAAAGGUGAGGAUUCGGAGUCGAGCAAGGGCAACAUGCAGAUUGUAGAGGACCACUCCACACUUCCUGCCAUGUUGCAAGCGAACGUGGGAAACACGGCCACUGUAGCAGUGGUACCUUCGAAACAGAGCGGGGCAGGGACGGGAGCAGGAGCAGUGAACGGGACAGGGGAUGGAGACUAUCAGCUGGUGCAGCAUGAGGUGCUGUGCUCCAUGAACCACACCUAUGAGGUGUUGGAGUUCCUGGGGCGUGGCACGUUCGGACAGGUCGUGAAGUGCUGGAAGAGGGGCACCAGUGAGAUCGUGGCCAUUAAGAUCCUGAAGAACCACCCAUCGUAUGCCCGCCAGGGCCAGAUCGAGGUCGGCAUCCUGGCCCGUCUGAGCGGGGAAAACGCAGAGGAACACAACUUGGUGCGGGCCUUUGAGUGCUUUCAGCACCGUAACCACACCUGCCUUGUCUUCGAGAUGCUGGAGCAGAACCUGUACGACUUCCUCAAGCAGAACAAAUUCAGUCCCCUGCCGCUGAAGGUGAUCAGGCCGGUGCUGCAGCAGGUUGCCACGGCGCUUAAGAAGCUGAAGAGUUUGGGGCUGAUCCACGCCGAUCUCAAACCGGAGAACAUCAUGCUGGUGGAUCCCGUGAGACAGCCGUACCGCGUUAAAGUGAUUGACUUUGGCUCCGCCAGUCACGUCUCCAAAGCGGUGUGUUCCACUUACCUGCAGUCGCGCUAUUACAGGGCUCCAGAGAUCAUCCUGGGCUUGCCGUUCUGUGAGGCCAUAGACAUGUGGUCUCUGGGUUGUGUGAUCGCUGAACUCUUUUUGGGAUGGCCGUUGUACCCGGGGGCACUGGAGUAUGACCAGAUUCGCUACAUUUCUCAAACUCAAGGCUUACCUGGAGAGCAUCUGCUGAACAUGGGGACCAAAACACCUCGAUUCUUCUGCAGGGAAUCCGACUCGCCCUACACAGCAUGGAGGCUAAAGACGACCGAGGAGCACGAGGCCGAGACGGGCAUGAAAUCGAAGGAGGCCCGAAAGUACAUCUUCAGCUGCCUGGAUGACAUAGGACACGUGAAUCUGUUGAAUAUGGAAGGCUGCGACCAGCUGGCUGAGAAGGCAGACAGGAGAGAGUUUGUGGACUUGCUGAAGACCAUGCUCCUGAUCGACGCGGAGAAGAGGACGGGCCCCGCCGAGGCCCUGGCACACCCUUUUGUCACUAUGCAGCACCUCCUCGACUUUCCCCAUAGCAACCAUGUGCAGUCGUGUUUCCACAUUAUGGAUGUAUGUCAUUUGAGAUCCAACACGUAUGAUUCACUCAACCGCAACAAAGCCCCGGCGCUCAUGAGACCAGUCACCCUGCCCAACACGCUGUCAACUGUAGCUUUCAACAAGAUGGCCUCAGUCCAUUCUCAGGCUUUGCCUCCACCCACUGCGCCGUCAGUGGUUCACCCAGGCAUAACCAUCCAGACGGGCAGUGCCCAGUUUGGGUGUAACGAUUCGUUUCAGCAGACACUAAUUCUCUGCCCUCCAACCAUUCAAGGUAUCCCCUCCAAUCCAAGUCAGCCGGCAGGUUACUCUGUGAGGAUGGAGAACACACUUCCCCUGGUCACCCAAGCUCCUGCCAUCCAGCCUUUACCAAUGAGACCAGGUGUCAUAGCACAGCAACCGUGGUCCAACAGGACACCUCAGAUCUUGAUGCCAGCCUGGCAGCAGGUUCCUGCGGUGGCAGCCCCACCUGCCACCACCUUGGCAUCGGACACAGCGCCAGGACCACAGAGACUAGGAGAGUGGGGGAAAGUGCGAUCGCACAACAGCCAUUACAGUUCCAUGAUGUCACAACCUCUCUUGCCCAACCAAAUGGCCGUGUCGGCCCAUCAACCAAUGAACAUUGGCAUCGCACAUGUGGUGUGGCCACAGCCAGCUGCCAACAAGAGGAAUAAAGUCUGUCAGAACAGGAGUGUGAACGUGUCGCAUUACGCCGACACCCAGCCGUCAGCCGUGUGCCGCUCUCCAAAGAUGACAAACAGACUCAGAGGCUCACAGACAGAGCAGAGCUCUCACACGGAGGUGCCUGGGCUCGUAGGAGACAUGCGAUCUCAGGCAGAGAAGGAGGAAGAAGAGGUGGAGGAGGAGGUCAGCUGCUGCAGGGCGGAGCAGGCCUCUGAUGAGCGGCUGUCGGCGCCCGAACGUCAGCGGCGUGGGCCCGUUGUCAUCGGCGACUCACCGAGUCCCACAGUGAGCGUAAUCAGCAUCAGCAGUGACACGGACGAAGACGAGCAGGCCCAGAGGUGCUCCCCGAACGAGUGUAAAGGCAGUCCGGAGUGUGAGGCGUGUAAGGGCUCUCUGAACAUGGAGCGGGUGUGUUCCCUCAGCAGUCCUGACAGCAGUCUGAGUACCAGCUCCUCUGCCUCGGUGCAGUCCAGUCCCUCCCCCUGCAAGAGACCCAACAGCAUGUCUGAAGACGAUGGUCACGAGAGCGGCUGUGACACCGUGGACGGUUCCCCCACCUCUGAGUCCUCUCUAGGCCCCAGUGCCAGCCCCUCCCCAGAGAGCUGUUACCUGGGCAACCGGAACCGCAAGCCCCAUGGAACGAGCGGAGACAGUGAGAGCACGCUCAAUAAGCCCCCCAUGAAGACCAUGGUGGUACCGCCUCUGAGAGUCCUCAACAACAACAACCCCGUGCAGGAGCGGCCCGUUGUCAACACAGUCUUAGAGUCCUCGUGCCAGUCCAGAGGGCGCUGCGUCCCCGGACGGCUGAGCCACCACUCCACGCCCACUCUGCCUCGCCAGCAGAAGAUGACCUCCGCAUUCCAGCAGCAUCCGCUGGGCUUUGGCCAGGUCCAGCAUUACGGCUCGUGUCACAAGGAGUGGAACGGAAACUACGGGCCCCGCCGGCCACAGGCCUACAUCCCCCCCACGGUACAGCACGGAGCCGGCUUUACCACACUGCCCCACGGCAGCCCCACGCACACUGCCGGCCAUCCGCAGCCCGCCCUGCUCUCAUACCCACCCUCGGCGCCCGUGGCCCACCUGCUGGCGUCGCCGUGCCCACCGCGGGCCGUCCUGCAGCCCGCCUACAGCCUGCUGCACCAGGUCACCGUGGGCAUCAACCACCAUCACUCGUCGCACCGGCUGCUCCCCUCACCUACGCUGCACCCGCAGGGCCAGUUCAAAGCGCUGUUCCCCCCGCACUCCUACAUGGCCUCGCCCGCCUACGCCGGAUUCCCCCUCAGCCCCAGCAAACUCAACCAGUACCCCUACAUCUGAGCAGAGGGUCCCCCCACCACCUCUGCCACCACGAGCCCGCAGUCAGAGUCAUCGCCGAACGCCACACCCCCCUCCCCCACACUGCACACGCAAGCCAAGCCAUGACCGAGCUGCAGGAGAAGAGAGGAGCGGGGGGAGGCGGGGCCAGGGCGAGGGGUGGGGGUGGGUUGGACAUGAAAUAUUUUUUUAAACAAAAAAAAUCAUGUAGAUUUAAUGAGGAUGCAUUU